AUGGCAUCAUCAAAUCACUAUCAGAGUACUGCAGCAGCAGUAUCAACAUCAACAUAUCAAAAGUCAAUUAUUUGUAAAUUCUUUAAAGGAGGAAGAUGUCUUCAAGGAAAAGCUUGUAAAUUCUCUCACCAAUAUCCUUCUUCUUCUUCUUCUUCUUUAAAUGAUCAUCAUUAUUACUAUGAGGAUGACAAUAGUAAUAAUAAUAAUAAUAAUAAUAAUAAUAAUAAUAAUAAUAAUAAUAAUAUUCCAUCACAACAACAACAACAACAGCUUUGUAAAUAUCAUAUGGCUGGUUAUUGCAAGAGUGGAUCUAAAUGUACAUUCCUUCAUUCCAAUCCAACAACAUUGUCACCAUCUACCAAAACCACUGGUACACCAAUUGACCCAACAACCGAUAAAACAACAACAACUACAACAACUACAACAACUACAACAACCAUUGAAGUGUCUUCAUUGUCAUCUUCCUCGAUCACAACAACUACCAGUAGCACAAGUACUUCGAUUGCUGCUGCCGCCGCUGCUGCCGCUGCUAUCUCUCCUCAUGUAGGCUCCGUCGACAACUCCGCCUUGACGACGCUCAGUCCAAAUCUCUUUAGUGGCGGUGGUGGUAGCUUUUUCGAUAUAUUUAAAUCAACCGAACCUUCUGCCUCUCCAUUAACCUCCUCCUCCUCCUCCUCCUCUAAUCUAAUGUCAGUGACAACCAAUAGCAGCUCUACUGGUAAUCAUAAUAGCAAUACUGUCAUACCAUCCAACAAUUUAUUUAGUAGUCUACCAAAAUCGCCAUUGUUGUCUCUUUCGCCAAAUAGACAUACCAACGCACUCUCUUUCUACCCCAGUUCCUCUCCUUCAACUAGUAUCAUUGGAAUGAUGAGUACUUCUCCUUCUGGAAAUGUUCCGCCAUUUAGUCCACGUUUCAAUUCCCAUUCCAACCACCACUACUCAUCAUCUCCUUCCUUCUUGCCAACAACACUCAAUGGGGUAUCAAUGGCCAAUAUAUUUUCGCCAUCUUCCUUUGAAGACCAAUAUCUCAUUCAUCAUCACAUCAACAAUCAACUAAACCCCACCUCGACAUCAACUAAUAAUAAUAAUAAUAAUAAUGGUCGUAAUUCAUCUCUUCCAUUACUCAUUGCUCCUGGAAACAAUAGUCAUCACCUUUUACCAGUGGAGGAUAUUGAGGAUUUAGAAAUCGGCCAAGAUGAUGACGACGAAGACGAUGACUUUGAUUUUCAAAUGGAUUUUGAAAAUGAAACCUCUGCGUCAUUGUCUGCUGUUAUUGAUGAUAGCUACGAUGAAAUCGUUGUUUUACAACAACAACAACAAAAAUCCUCCCCAAACAUGCAUAAUAGCCCAACCGAUAACAAUCUCAAGAUGUACAUAAAAAAGAAUAUAAAUAUAGACGAGAAUAAUUUAAUUAAUAUUGUAAAUAAUAAAUUGAAAAUGGAACAAGAACAACAACAAUUAUAUAAUCAACAACAACAAGAUAACCAACAAAAAGACGUAGAAAAAAAACCAAUGUCCUAUUUAGAAGUAUUAAAGUCAAAUAUCCCUCCAGAUUAUUAUAUCUCCUAUGACCAAAAUAAUAAUAACAAUAAUAAUAAUAAUAAUAAUGGUAAUAAUAGUUAUUUAUAUCAAACAUCAACAACAGGACCACUCAAUACUAAUAAUAGUUCCCAAAAAUCAGAUAUACUAUGUCAUUUUUAUAUUCAAGGAGGAUGUAGAAAUGGUGAUAGUUGUAAAUAUAUCCAUGGAAAUGUAUGUGAGGUUUGUGAUAAACCCUACUUGAUUCCUAACCAUGCUCUGCAAAACCACGAACAUAUGACAGAAUGCUUCAUUGCCAAAGAAAAAAGAAUUAAACGUGAAGAGAUUAGACAUUUGGAAUGUGGAAUAUGUGGAGAUUCGAUUGUUGACAAGAACCAAAGAUUUGGACUGUUGAGUCACUGCAGUCAUGUAUUUUGUUUGGACUGUAUCAGAGAAUGGAGAGGGAAUUUACAAUCAGCCAUUGGCACAUCGCAACAACAGCAAUCGGUUAGACUCUGUCCCGUUUGCAAAGUAAACAGUUUCUUUAUCAUUCCAAGUGAUAUUUAUGUGGCAGGACAACAGAAAAAGGAUAUUAUUGAGAUUUAUAAAAACAAAUUGGGAGCCAUUCCCUGCAAGUACUUUAAUCACGGUAAAGGUGCCUGCAAGUUUGGAAGUAGUUGUAUGUAUGCCCAUCUCAAUUCAGACGGAUCCACCUAUAAACACCCAGUCUCCAACAACAACAACAACAAUAACACCAACAAUACUACACAGUCCAAUAGUCCAUUGGGCCAUUCCUCCAGUGGUAGUGUUGGAUUAUCUUUGUCGUCCUCCACAUCAGUGCCACCAUCUUCGAGCAACACACGAUCGCAUAUAUCUUUUGGUUCAUUUUUAGCUCCUUUGUUGGAAAAACAAAAACAUAAACAACCAAUAGCCACCGUUGCCGACCAAGAUGAAGGAAAUAUUAAUCAACAAUAA
Molecule: messenger RNA, 2493 nt
Organism: Cavenderia fasciculata
Lineage: Eukaryota; Evosea; Eumycetozoa; Acytosteliales; Cavenderiaceae
Exons: 2
Coding region: 1-2493 (830 amino acids)
Biological process (GO): protein polyubiquitination
Molecular function (GO): ubiquitin protein ligase activity; metal ion binding
Source: RefSeq, a predicted model, not a curated record